GACCACCUGGCCCUGGACAAACAUGGAACUCAUUUCUUUGUUAGCUUUAGUCACCAUCCCGGAACUCAUCCAUUCUAUAGGUUUGCCAAACCAGCACCAGACGGCCUGUGAGCACUCCCUAAACAACGCAAUACACCUGAGGUGUCCUUGUGGUAAAGUCCUGUACGUCCAGGCAGCUAACUACGGACGGCUGGACAAGGAGACGUGCGGUUACCAUGACAACGAUCAAUGUCGGGCAACACGAGCUGUAGACAUCGUCAGAAAUCAUUGUAACGGACAACGAAAAUGUGACGUCAGAGCUCAUAAUGGAGUGUUUGGUGACCCAUGCCGAGGCGUUCCGAAGUAUCUGGAAGUAGUUUACGACUGUGUGAGUCCAGGCAUGAAGUCUGCGAUCGUGUGUGAGAAUCAGAAGUCUACUAUCCGCUGUCUACCAGGACAUAAACUGGCACUGCAAGGUGUUGACUACGGCCGCCAUGACGAAAUCACUUGCCCAAGUCCUGCCAUGUACAAUUUGACAUGCCACAGUAAUAUAGCUAUGAAGAGAUUACUCCAUUGUAAUGGAAAAGAAUCGUGCAAUCUGGUGGCGAAAAAUUCUGUGUUCGGAAACCCUUGUAUGGGUACCUACAAAUACAUGGAAGUCAGAUAUAGAUGUGAAAAGACAAAGAUCAUUGUAUGCGAGAGCCACAACACCAAGUACAAGGAGUGUGAGUUUGGUGGAUCGUUUGACACUAUUUCGCUGAUACAACAGAAGUCCCAGGCCAACUGUAUACACGGCCUUAGGUUUGGUAUCAAUGGUAACAGUGUGUGGGUGGACCAAGCCUGCCAGGGCACGUUCCGUCUCUCCAAGACUGUCUGCGACGAUGAUUAAGUUAUUUUCAACACCUCCAGGAAUGGGAAUAUAUCCUAAUAUCUAUCCACCUACCAAUUAACAUGUACGCAAACGUUUCUCUCGCUAGAAUCCUUUGCGAUUUAAUCCUGAUAUCACAGCGUCCACAAAGAGAACUAUGUUUUACUUUUUAAAUUAAUGUUUAUAUUUGCUAAUGGAAAGUAAUAAAUACAACU
Mizuhopecten yessoensis (Yesso scallop) is the source of this 1062-nucleotide messenger RNA. RefSeq names its product L-rhamnose-binding lectin CSL2-like. Gene Ontology annotation, molecular function: carbohydrate binding. The record is from RefSeq and is a predicted model, not a curated record. The transcript is spliced from 6 exons. Bases 23 to 868 code for a protein of 281 amino acids. NCBI's taxonomy places the organism in Eukaryota, Metazoa, Mollusca, Bivalvia, Pectinida, Pectinidae.